Messenger RNA from Anguilla rostrata (American eel), 1763 nucleotides. RefSeq lists its product as uncharacterized. The record is from RefSeq and is a predicted model, not a curated record. NCBI's taxonomy places the organism in Eukaryota, Metazoa, Chordata, Actinopteri, Anguilliformes, Anguillidae. The coding region runs from base 266 to 1279 and encodes 337 amino acids. The transcript is spliced from 3 exons.
AUGUGCUGAAAAACACAAAUAUUUAGAAUGAAAAAAAACUGUUCAUAAAGUUGUGGAUCUUCAACAACAGACAAGAACUGGCUAAUUUAAAAUCGAAUUCAAUAGAUGUGAACAUCAUUUGACAACAUCUUCCAAAUUGGUUUAAUCAUCUACUGUUUGAUUUGUAAGUUGUGGUGGAGAAGGACCAAGUUCAGGAUUCAUCUUGUGGAAUAGAAUGAGGACAUACCAACAGCAAAAAAGAUAACAUUUAAGCCCUGGUUGCAACAUGGCAGGAGAGCCAAGACAGCUGGUGGUGGAUGUGGUGAGAUGUGCUUUGCCCUUGAAGACCUCACUAAUCAAGUUAACUCAGGGUAACAGAAUAAGCUCAAGCGUGAUAGAGUUAGCACAUCCUACUAUCUGCAAGACACCUGAGAAAACCGAAGACUCAGUUUUUAAAAUCUGUGUGGACCUUCAGUCUGUCUUAGCAGGUGGUAUGGAGCCAAGGAAGGCAGAAGAAAGGGACAUUGAUGGUUUAGGUAUGGCUUUGGACAGCAAGAAAGUUAGAAAUUUGAGACUGAGUCAAACGUCUAGGUGGCAGCCAAGAGCCCAGGUCAGCAAAAAGAGCAAGAGUUUGAGGCAAGGCCAAUCAGAAGUACCCAGGUUGGUGAAGAAUGCAUCAUUUCCUCCCAUUACUAAACCAUCCAACAAAUUUCCCUCAUACUCGCACAAUGCAGGGAUCUCAGCAUCUCACAUUUCACUGCCCCUGAUUAACGUUUCAGAACAAGGUGUCCUGACAAGCUCUUCCAUACCGAUUAAGACCUCACAAACUGUAACACCAUUUCCAAGGAUUCUCUUGAAGAAAAGGAAAUCUCUGGUAGAUGGAACUAAGACCUCUGAAUGUAAGGUUCCUCCAUGCAAGCUCCCAGAUGUCUCAGCACACAGUACAGAGCAGCUACUUGAGAGAUUAAAAGCACGAAAAAGAGACAAAAAGAAGGGGAAAGAGAGAGAAAUGGAGAGUGAGAUAGGAGUACCCGAAUACCCUGAUCAUCUCUUCCUGUCUGCUACUCUUCAAUUACUCAGAGAAGGGCUGAUCCACCUGCCAGGCCUUAAUACAGAAGAAAUGCAAAGGUGCUCUGGGGCCCAGCCAGCUAGAUGUCCGAGGAUGAAAACUAUGAAGACAGAAAGAGAGUUGCAGGGCUCAUUUCAGCCCUCAAAUGGAAUUAAGAAGCCGGUAACCCUCAGCAUGUACAAGAGGAACCUCACUCUUGUCCGCCAAAUACAAAGCAAUAACAAUACAUAACAUUAAGUACACCACACACUUGCAGUUGUUUAAUCUCAGUUGAAGCUAUCACGAUUCCCAUUUUGGCCAGAAAACACACAUUUUAUUACCCAUUUAUUUUAUUCUCAUAUUUCUGCAUAUAUACACCAUUAUUUACAGACAUGUAGAUAAGUACAUCCAUAUUCUAGUACAGAAAUUUUAAAAUAUAAUAAAUAUAAUAAAUACAUUGACGUUUGAUACAAUAUAUUGGGUAUAAAUAUCAGUCUUUGUUUUAAUCACCACAGACUGAUAUACAUGCUGCACAGUACCAGUUAAAUUGAUGUAUUGGUGCAUUCUUGAGUACAUUACAUCUUUGUUUGAUUCACAGGUGUGUCUUCUCAAGUGCAAUAGAAUGCAAGAGAUGGUUGUUAAAAUUGGAAAAAGUAAUAAGACAUAAUAAAAUCAUAAAAGUCAUGAUUGUAUAAGUAACAGCUGACCUAAUAAAGGGAAUGUUUGGAGUCUUGUA